CCUAGCGACAGCGUCCCGGGGGCCUCUGGGGGCCUCGGAGCAAGAUGGCGGCGGCGUCGGGGUCCGAGAGGAGCGAGCGGAGACCUCCGGGGCGAGUGUGAGGAGGGGUCCCGGGGUCCCGGGUCGCUCCGGGCCGGGGCCCCGCUGCGGAACGGACCAUGCUACGCUCCACCGGCUUCUUCCGCUCCAUCGACUGCCCGUACUGGGCGGGAGCCGCCGGGGGGCCCUGCCGGCGGCCCUACUGCCACUUCCGGCACCGCGGAGCCCGGGGUCCCGGCGCGCCCUGGGGCGGCGGCGCCGCGUCGCCCGCAGCAGGGCUUGGCUAUGACCCGUACAACCCGGAGCUGCCUCAGCCUCCUGCGGAGAGAGAGAAUGGCGCGCUGGGCCAAGGUGAUGGCAUGCUGGAGCUGGAGCUGGUCAACCAAGCCAUCGAGGCUGUGCGCGGCGAGGUGGAGCUGGAGCAGAGGCGUUACCAGGAGCUCCUGGAGACGGCACGGGGGCACGGUGCCGGGGCUUCGGCCCUGGCGCCCUGCAGCCCUGCCGCGAGCCUGGAUGACGACGACACCUUCUCGCUGGCCCUCACUUACACACCGGGGGCCCUGCUGAGCCCAGACUCAGGCUACCAGCCCACCCCACUGGCUGCCCCUGCGGAACCAGGUCACAAGUACUCAUUGGCCCCUUCAGAGACGGGUCAGGGCAGAGUUGGAGGGGGCACCAGUGCCCUGGAGUACGUCCCCAAGGCUGUGGGCCAGCCGCGCCGCUGUGGUCGACCCGUGUCUGGUGGCAAGUACGUGGUGGACAGCUCAAAGCCAUCAACAGAUCUGGAGUACGACCCACUGUCCAACUACUCCGCUCGGCACCUUGGCAGGGCCAGUGCCAGGGACGAGAGGGCCACCAAGCGGCCGCGAGGCUCCCGGGGUGCUGAGCCCUACACACCUGCCAUCAAGAAGCCCUGUGACCCCUUCGGUGGCUGUGAGGCCAGGUUCUCAGACUCAGAAGAUGAGGUGGCUAGCCCGGCGAAGGCUGAUGUCAGCAGCCCCAAGGCUGGGACUGAACCUGAAAGCAAGGCGCCUGGGAAACCUGCCUCCAAGGAGGGCCCGGAGCCCGUGGCAGGCAGCCUGCGGGACACCAAGGAGAUGGCUGUGCAGUACGACGUGGAAGACCUCGGGCAGCCUCCAAAAGCGGCAGACACAGUAGCCAGGGCCUCUCACGAUGCUGGGGUCCCCAAGGAUGGCAAAGCCAAGAAAAAGAAAAGUGGGACACCAGCCAGCCUCAGCCACAAGGACAAGGCCCGCAAAAGAGACAAGAAGAAAGACAAGGACCCAGGACGGCCCCGGGAGAAGGAGAAGGUGUCUGCAGACAAGAAGAGGCCACAAGCUGGCAGCCCCCGGGGCAAGGCCCAGGGCUCGGAAGGGACCAAGAAAAAGCCAUCCAACACCACUGCAGUGGCCAGCUCAGGGAAAGGGGGACCAGGCCGCUCCUCCAGUGGAGGGUCCCGGCCCCAAGACUCUGGGUCUGGCCCCCACGCCCCACUGGCCUGGAAAGGCGGCAGUGACAGGAAGACAUCAUCAGGGAAGUUGGUGGAACGCAAGGCCCGCUCCCUGGAUGACAGUGCCCCCCAGGAAGCCCCUAAGCUCAAGAAGCGGGCCCUGAGCCACGCUGAAUUGUUUGGGGAUGAGAGUGAGGAGGAGGAGGACUCAGGCUUGGGGGCCAAGGCACCCCGGGUCUGGCCCCCCACCCUUCCCAGCCUCAGCUCAGACUCAGAAUCAGACUCUGACUCCAGCCUGGGCCUGGGCGAGACACAGGUGCCCAAGCGUCUCAAGGCCGAGCCGCCCGCAUCCCCCGCACCGCCCUCCCCAUCCUCCUCCUCCUCCUCCUCGGGAGCCAGCCAGUGUGCAGAGGAGGAUGUGGACUACUCGGCCCUGGAGAAGGAGGUGGACUUCGAUGCGGACCCCAUGGAGGAGUGCCUGCGGAUCUUCAAUGAGUCUACCAGUGUGAAGACGGAGGACAAGGGCCGGCUGGCCCGGCAGCCCCCCAAGGAGAAGGCCGUGGAGAAGGCGCACGCGGGCCUGACCACUCUGUUCCCGGGGCAGAAGAGGAGGGUGUCCCACCUCUGCAAGCCAGGCAAGGAGGCGGAGGCCCCCAGGAGGGCCCCCGUGGCGCCCCCAGCCCGGCCCCCGACUGCUCAGGAGGUGUGUUACCGGAGGGCGCAGCAGGCGCAGAGGGACUCCGCCAGCUGGCUGCAGGGGGCCCCGAGGCCCACGGACAGACUCUCCUCCGUGCACAUCUCCGCCCCUGGGGAGAAGAGGAGGAUUGCUCACGUGCCCAACCCCCUCCUGGCCACCACCCCGACAGGUGCCAAGAGGGCGCUCCCUGCCAGCAGCAGCCAGGCGUCCCACGGUCCUGAGCCUGGCAGCCAGCCACUGAAGACACGCACGCUGUCAGGGAUGGCAUCAAAGACCACCACCACUGUCACCCCCAAGCGCAUCGCCCACAGCCCAUCACUCCAGAGUCUAAAGAAGCCCGUUAUCCCAAAAGAAUUUGGCGGCAAGGUCCCCACUGUGGUGCGGCAGCGCUAUCUCAACCUCUUCAUCGAGGAGUGUCUCAAGUUCUGCCCGUCCAACCAGGAGGCCAUCGAGAAGGCACUGAACGAGGAGAAGGUGGCGUAUGAGCGCAGCCCCAGCAAGAACAUCUACCUGAACGUGGCUGUGAACACCCUUAAGAAGCUGAGGGGCCUGGUCCCCAACACCGUGCCCAGCCUCAGCAAAGCCGGUGGCCGCAGAGUUGUGUCCCACGAGGUGGUGCUGGGAGGCAGAUUGGCGGCCAAAACCAGCUUCUCACUGAGCCGCCCCAGCAGCCCCCGGGUGGAGGAGCUGAAAGGGAACGCCUUGUACAGCCGUCUCAGGGAGUACCUGCUCACUCAGGAGCAGCUCAAGGAGAAUGGCUACCCCUUCCCCCACCCAGAGCGCCCAGGGGGCGCCGUCAUCUUCACGGCCGAGGAGAAGAAGCCCAAGGACCCCUCCUGCAGAAUUUGUUGUCGCUGUGGCACCGAGUACCUUGUGUCCUCCUCGGGCCGCUGUGUGCGCAGUGAGGAAUGCUACUACCACUGGGGACGGCUGCGGCGGAACCGCGUGGCCGGGGGCUGGGAGACGCAGUACAUGUGCUGCGCGGCUGCCGUCGGCGCCGUGGGCUGUCAGGUCGCCAAGCAACACGUGCAGGACGGCCGGAAGGAGAACCUGGAGGGCUUUGUGCGCACCUUCCAGAAGGAGCUGCCCGAAGACGCCCACGCGGGGGUCUUUGCCCUGGACUGUGAGAUGUCCUACACUACGUACGGCCUGGAGCUGACCCGCGUCACAGUCGUGGACACAGACAUGCAGGUCGUGUACGACACCUUCGUCAAGCCUGACAACGAAGUUGUCGACUACAACACCAGGUUCUCGGGGGUGACGGAGGCUGACCUUGUGGACACGAGCAUCACGCUGCGGGACGUGCAGGCCGUCUUGCUGAGCAUGUUCAGCGCCGACACCAUCCUCAUCGGACAUAGCCUGGAGAGCGACCUGCUGGCCCUCAAGGUUAUCCACGGCACGGUGGUGGACACCUCGGUGCUGUUCCCGCACCGCCUGGGCCUGCCCUACAAACGCUCCCUGCGGAACCUCAUGGCCGACUACCUCAGACAGAUCAUCCAGGACAAUGUGGAUGGGCACAGCUCCAGUGAGGACGCCAGCGCCUGCAUGCACCUUGUCAUCUGGAAGAUCCGAGAAGACGCCAAGACCAAGCGAUGACUCCCCACCCGCCGCCGCCCCCACCCCCACGCCCCUUUCCUACAACCCUGACUCCCCUUCGCCCCGAUGCCCUCAGCCCGAUGCCCUCGGCCUCUUUUCAAACUGUAAUAAAACAUGACAGCUGAGCGUGUGUCUCCCGAGCUCGGGCUGCAGGUCUGGAGUGGCCCUGAGCUGGGGCUGAGACGACCCCUGAGCCCAGCCCUACAUGUCGCCCUCAGGCCUGUCCCUGUGCCCAGUCGGCCCCACCCUCCCUGCACCAGGCAGUGGCCCUCCUCCUCCUCCUCUGUAUAUAACGCAGCUGACAGGACAAGCCCUCCUGGUUUGAGACGGGGGUUGUCUUUUUUUACUUUAUACUGUUAUUUUUAUUAAUUUUUAUUUAAACCUGCUGACCCACAGUUCCUUCUCCUCAGCAGAGGAGUCCAGCCCUGGUGCCACUGGGAUCCAGGGCCUGAACCCCACACAGUCAAUCCUGUGGGCUUGGAUGUCUGCCCUGCCUUGUGGGGUGGCUUCCAGAACUCCCCCGAGCCACCAAGACUCCCCAGCCUCAGCCAAGCCAGCCCCAGGGAAGGCCCGACCUCCCAGGGCCUCCGGGCUGCCUUCCUGGGGGCUGCUGCCUCUCUGCGUGGGUAGGAACAGAAUAAACGUUUAUAUGAACUUUAGAUUUCCUAGUGUGUGGUGCUUUGGGGGCCAGGCAGGACCCCAACACACCCCCUUGUGGCCCCUGUCCCAGGGGCCAGGAUCAAGGAAAACAAAUUAUUCCCUUUCCCAGAAACCAUCUCUGAUCCCAAGUGGGCCCAUGCCACCCUGCUCUGGGGAUCUCUGUGAGAUAACCCAAAGCUUAGGUAGGCCGUGCUUGCCAGCCCGCCCUCUCCUGAGGGUCACCUUGUGUCUCUAGUGCAGGCUGGUGGUGUGGUCUCAUCGCCUGUGUGAGCCCAGCUACUUAGACAAGGUCCAGAGUGGAAACCAGGAACCCCUACCACGUGGUGUCUUGAGAGAGGGCCCGGCCAUCCAGGCCACUCUGUCCCUAGGUCAGGAAACUAAUUUUGCAGUUCUCAUGUCCCAUGUGACCUCGGCAUGAUUGGCCUCCGCUUAGCAGUUACCUGUUGGGCACAGAGGAGCCCCAGAGCCAUCAGGCCCUGGCUUGGCUAGCUGGAACUAGAACCAUGCAGGGUGAGCCAGCUGUGAGGGUCAGGGCAAGCCUCCUGCGGGGGCUGUGGCUCAUGGCAAGGGCAGCUUCCAGGGGUAGGGAGCUCUCGGCUGCAGGGUCCCGUGGGCGCUUCCUUGGUUAAGCCGGGCCAUCUACCCUCAGGGUUCUCUCGACCAAUCUGUCCCCUCUUCUACCUUCUGUAAAGUUUUUUAAAAAAAUAAACGGUGCCGAUGUA
Molecule: messenger RNA, 5164 nt
Organism: Peromyscus leucopus (white-footed mouse)
Lineage: Eukaryota; Metazoa; Chordata; Mammalia; Rodentia; Cricetidae
Gene: Rexo1
Product: RNA exonuclease 1 homolog
Exons: 16
Coding region: 159-3782 (1207 amino acids)
Cellular component (GO): nucleus
Molecular function (GO): nucleic acid binding; exonuclease activity
Source: RefSeq, a predicted model, not a curated record